UGCUCCUCCACAUCCUCCUCUCCUCCUCCAUCAGCACCAUGGCAGCUCCAGACCGACCCUGCUCCCCGGACGGCGCCGCAGAGAAGGAGCGUCUCCUGUCCUCCUCAGCAAGCUAUGGUUCGCGGGACCUCCUGGGGCCCGGGGGGAGCCCCGGUCCGGCCGGCCUGCUGGGCUCCCAGCUCCACCGCGAGGAAGAGGAGGAGGAAGAGGAGGCUCUGAGGAGGAAGCUCAAGUACUUCUUCAUGAGUCCCUGCGACAAAUACCAGGCCAAGGGCCGCAAGCCCUUCAAGCUGGGCCUGCAGCUGCUGAAGAUCCUCAUCGUGACGCUGCAGCUGGUGCUGUUCGGCCUGAGCAACCAGAUGGUGGUGACCUUCAAGGAGGAGAACACGGCGGCCUUCAGGCACCUCUUCCUGAAGGGUUACCGUGACGACGCCCAGCAGGCGGUGCACACGCAGGCCGAGAUGUACGCACACAUCCACCACGCCAUCGAGCAGUACCUGGCGCUGCCCCACAUCUCUCUGGGCCGCUACGCCUACGUGUCGGGCGGUUCGGGGGUGAACGGCAGCGCCCUCUCCCUCUGCCAGCGGUACUACCGGCGCGGCGCCAUCGAGCCCGUCAACGACACCUUCGACAUCGACCCGCGCGUGGUCACCGACUGCACCGGUCUGGAUCCCCCCUCCUCCAGCGCCGAGCCGCCCAGCUCCGACUACAAGAACUUCACCCUGCUCUUCUACAAACUCAUCAACGUCACCAUCUCCUUCCAGCUGAAGGCCAUCAACAUUCAGACCAUCAUCAACAAUGAGAUCCCGGACUGCUACACCUUCUCCAUUACCAUCGUGAUGGAUAACCGAGCUCACAGCGGUAAAGUGAAGAUCAGCCUCCGGAACGAGGCGUCCAUCGAGGAGUGUAAAGACCCGAACGUCUCCGGACACGCGGAGAGCUACGCCCGGCAGUUCCUGGACGUGCUGGUGGCCUUCGUCUGCCUGCUGUCGCUGCUGCUGUGCGGCCGCUCCAUCCUGAGAGGCGUCGUCCUGCAGCACGAGUACGUCCAGUUCUUCAGGCUGAAGCUGGGCCGCAGGGUGAGCUGGGCCGACCGGCUGGACUUCAUCAACGGCUGGUACCUCCUCCUCAUCGUCAGCGACGCCUUCACCAUCGUCGGCAGCUUCAUCAAGAUCGGCAUCGAGUCCAAGAAUCUGUCGUCGUACGACGUGUGCAGCAUCCUGCUGGGGACCUCCACCCUGCUGGUGUGGGUGGGGGUGAUCCGCUACCUCAGCUUCUUCCAGAAAUACAACAUCCUGAUCGUGACGCUCCGGGCGGCCUUUCCCAGCGUGAUCCGCUUCUGCUGCUGCGCCGCCGCCAUCUACCUGGGCUACUGCUUCUGCGGCUGGAUCGUCCUGGGACCGUACCACGCCAAGUUCCGCUCGCUGUCCACCGUGUCCGAGUGUCUCUUCUCGCUCAUCAACGGCGACGACAUGUUCGUGACCUUCGCCGAGAUGGAGCAGAGCGGCGCCCUGGUCUGGACCUUCAGCCAGGUCUACCUCUACACCUUCAUCUCGCUCUUCAUCUACAUGGUGCUGUCGCUCUUCAUCGCGCUCAUCACCGGCGCCUACGACUCCAUCAUGGCGCAGACGCAGGAGCAGCUCCGCGUCUCCGACCUCCACGCCUUCAUCGCCCAGUGCCCGGACACGCCCACCUCUGGGAAGUUCAGGGCGCCGUCGGGGGAGGGGCCGUCCUGCUCCUUCCUCUGCUGCUGCGAGUGGUGAGGAGGAGGAAGAGGAGGAGGAGGAAGA
Molecule: messenger RNA, 1790 nt
Organism: Salarias fasciatus (jewelled blenny)
Lineage: Eukaryota; Metazoa; Chordata; Actinopteri; Blenniiformes; Blenniidae
Gene: mcoln1b
Product: mucolipin TRP cation channel 1b
Exons: 13
Coding region: 39-1763 (574 amino acids)
Cellular component (GO): plasma membrane; lysosomal membrane
Molecular function (GO): NAADP-sensitive calcium-release channel activity
Source: RefSeq, a predicted model, not a curated record